This is a messenger RNA of Aspergillus nomiae NRRL 13137, 2061 nucleotides long. RefSeq lists its product as uncharacterized. Gene Ontology annotation, cellular component: nucleus. Lineage: Eukaryota; Fungi; Ascomycota; Eurotiomycetes; Eurotiales; Aspergillaceae. Gene Ontology annotation, molecular function: zinc ion binding; DNA-binding transcription factor activity, RNA polymerase II-specific; transcription cis-regulatory region binding. Gene Ontology annotation, biological process: regulation of DNA-templated transcription. The transcript is spliced from 3 exons. The coding region runs from base 1 to 2061 and encodes 686 amino acids. The record is from RefSeq and is a predicted model, not a curated record.
AUGGCGAAACGUAAACGACAAUGGAGUCCAACACGAGUGCCCAACCCGGGACAACCGGUAGCAAGCGGAUUGAGUCCCAAUGUAGAACAGCAGCAAAGCCCUUUCAGGAUCGCCCAGUCGAAUCAUGCAUCGGAGAGAAACCCGCAACAAGAGCCCGGCGAGACAGCUGGAGUACCGCCGCUGGUGGAAGUGUUGCCUUCUAUUACGCGCAAGAUCACCGCAUGCGCGGCCUGUAGGAAGAACAAGAUCCGAUGUGACAUGCCGGAGGAUGGCCCUCCCUGUAUUCGGUGUCGACGCCGGUCGCUUUCCUGCGUGUUGAAUCGUAGUCUGCAGUCGCUGGUGGAAGACGUGAAAAGUGUGGAGCUGGUACAAUCUGACCUGCGGAACUUGCACGACACAGUCGACAUCAUUUGCCAACACUUGGAUCUCGGGCGGCCAAAGCCACUCGUAACCGACCGUGGAAAGGCGAGGGAAAAUAUCCCACUAAGCGGAGAGCCUGACCGUGAGGAAAGUGAGGGAUGCGAAGUGUCACCACCUGAUUCCCCAUCUGCCGUUCAGGCUCCCAUUGACACGUUUCUCGAUAUCGCCAAGCUCGGAAGUCCUAAAUCUGUCGAGUCACCACCGGGUCGUCGCGCUAGUCGUGCGACUCAUGGAGAUGAUCUCAUCACCAAGGGCACUGUGUCCCUUGCAGUCGCAGAGAAGCUACUACAUCGGUACUUUUCGCGCCUUGACCAUUACCUAUACGGAAUAUGUAGUGAGCAUCACGACCUACAGCAGCUACGCACCACCUCUCCCAUCCUCCUUGCCGCGAUUUGCACUGUGUCAGCCCUCCAUGAUCCCCAGGACCAGAAGUACUACACAGCUUGUAACAAGGAGUUCCGCUCCCUCGUGAUGCGGUCCCUGUUUGAAAAGCGCGACGUUGAAUAUCUCAGGGCUUUGUGUAUCGCCUCGUUCUGGCUCGCAGAUGCUUCGCGAAUCCUCUGCAGUGAUGCUAUUCGACGGACGGCAGACAUCCGUCUUCACCGCAGCUUCGACUAUCUCAUCGGUGCCCGCGACCCUGAGUCUUGCUCCCCAUCUGCAGCAAACCCGACAACCUCUGUAGAUCGAGUUAGAUUAUGGUAUCUCCUGUUCGUAUGCGAUCAACAUCUCUCGAUCCUGCACAACCGUGACUCUCUCCUGCGCAGCGACAAAGAUAUCGCAGUGAGCUGGGAAACAUACCUACAUCGCGCCGAGACCACGGAAUCAGACGUUCGGAUCCUCUCCCAAGUGUCCCUGUUAUUAAUCAUGGGCCAGGUGCGAGAUGUACUGGGAUCCGAUAAUCAGACGCAGCUGCCACCGACUCUUACACACCAUAUCACCAACUACUCAAGACAGCUAGAUAAAUGGUUCGCCAAAUUCUCUGCGCUGUUCAUCACAAACGCAUACAUCGGCGAUUUCCCCAGAAAGGGUCUGGAGCUUCACUACCAAUUCGGCAAACUCUAUCUCGGUCAUCAGGUAUUCAAAGGGCUUCAUGGGAAUCCCAUCCCGAUGCAUUUCGUCUCUGCCGCGAACAUGGCCCACGAUGCAGCAGUUGGGAUCUACGAGAUGAUCCUGAAUGACAACCAGCUUAAAAAUAGCCUCGUCGGCAUGCCGCACUACUUUCAUAUCAUGAUCGCUUUCGCCGGUCAUUUGUUACUGGAGAUAUGUCACAACCACCACGAUCAACUGUCUAUCAACGUACAGGAUGAGUUCCAUCUCAUCAGUGCAGUUCUAGACCUGUUCCGCAACCAAAACUGUAUUCCUCAGCAUCCAAUCCGGCGCAUGGCUCCAGGUCUCAGUCGGAAACUCGCCGGCUGUGCUGCCAGCCUAGGGAUUAAUAGUCUGUCCGAGGACCAUCAACAGAUUCAGAAUGCGUACAUUUCAACGGCGGGCGGACAGAGCUUUGCAAAUGAAACUCAGCGAUUCGCCAAAGCGCCAGUCCAGUUUCCUGUCGACUCCACGGGGCCCCAGAUGGAUGACUUUCUAUUCGGCGAUAUUGGAGAAUUCACGUUCCCGGACUUGACAUCCAGCUUUCUGCCGUAG